Messenger RNA from Lethenteron reissneri (Far Eastern brook lamprey), 6369 nucleotides. RefSeq names its product microphthalmia-associated transcription factor-like. Gene Ontology annotation, molecular function: RNA polymerase II cis-regulatory region sequence-specific DNA binding; protein dimerization activity; DNA-binding transcription factor activity, RNA polymerase II-specific. Gene Ontology annotation, biological process: regulation of transcription by RNA polymerase II. NCBI's taxonomy places the organism in Eukaryota, Metazoa, Chordata, Hyperoartia, Petromyzontiformes, Petromyzontidae. Gene Ontology annotation, cellular component: nucleus. The record is from RefSeq and is a predicted model, not a curated record.
CACACACUCACACACACACGCGCGCAUGCCCUUGCCCCUGCACACACACACGCAGCACGCGCCCUCCCUGCCCCGUCAUCCGCAACGUCACGUGUGCGCGUGUUUAUGGUGCUCUGCGACUCACUCGCACUCUCUAUCAGCCACUCACUCUCCACACGCACUCACUCUCCACACGCACUCACUCACUCGGAGACAUCACAACGUGGCUGAACGCUUCUGUUCAGAAAGCGAAUCGCGCGCCCACGACAUCUCAGCCGGGGGGACAAGAUAAUUGUUCAUCAGAGGAACUUCGCACUGGCUACUGCUGCUGCUGCUGCUGGAGAUAACCAACUUAUCCUGGACAAGUGACCGGUCAACUGGCUGGCUGGCCACUCGAACAGUCGGCUGGCCGGUGGGACAGCGGCCUGCCUUGAUCGGCAUCAAGAAAGGGCGGAGUAAUCCGCGAACCGGAUCGGGGCAGGGAGGAUUCCCACGCCCGUGUGUCCGUCCACCCGUGCGUGUGUCCGUCGGCGCGCCCCGCCACCACCACCACCACCACCACCGCCGCCACCACCGCCACCACCACCGCCACCGCCACCGGCGGCGGCAGCGGCAGCGCGAUGUCAUCCCGUGUGCAGCUCCGCCAGGAGCUCAUGCGGGAGCAGCUGCAGGAGCAAGAGAGAAGGGAGCUGCAACAGAGGCGGCAGCAGCAGCAGCAGCACUACCAGCAGCAGCAGCAGCACCAGCAACUACAGCAGCAGCAGCAGCAGCAGCUACAGCACCAGUACCAGCAGCAGCAGCACUACCAUCAGCAGCAAGGCACGCAGUGCGGAUCGCUGACGGGGCAGCACCGCUCGGACUUGUUGCCGCUGGUGACCAGGCCGCCCCCCAGCCCGGCCAUCUCCAUGAGCCUGCCGGCACGGCCCCCGCUGCCGCCCGUCCCCGUGGAGGUGCUGAAGGUCCAGACUCACCUGGAGAACCCGACGCGGUACCACAUCCAGCAGUCCCAGCGGCAGCAGCUCAAGCAGUUCCUGUCGACGACGCUCGGGUACAAAGUGGCGAGCCAGUCGCUGGCUCGCUCCCCGCAGGCUCAGCCGGGUGGGGGGCAGGCCACGGGGGGCUCCCUGCCUUUGCCGCAGCAGCAUCAGCAGCAGCAUCAUCAGCAGCAUCAGCAGCAGCUGCACACCAGCGUGGGAAGCAGCGCCCCCAACAGCCCCAUGGCCAUGUUGAACAUCGGCUCGAGUUCCGAGCGCGAGCUCAGCGGGGCUCAGCAGCAGCAGCAGCCGACCUCGUGGAGUCUGCCAACCUGCCACACCGAUAUGAUGGACGACGUGAUCGAUGACAUCAUCAGCCUGGAGUCGAGUUACAACGACGAGCCCUACACGGGCAUAGGCGCCCGCCUCGAAGUCACCAACACGCUGCCGCUGUCGAGCAGCCUCUACGACGGCUAUGGGGGCCAGGCGCUCGCAGUGCCGGCCGUGGCGCUCACCAGCUCCUCGUGCCCGGCCACGCUGGACAACGUCAAGCAGGAGGUGACCGAAGUUGAAGCAAGAGCCAUCGUGAAGGAGCGCCAGAAGAAGGACAACCACAACCUGAUUGAGCGACGACGGAGAUUCAACAUCAACGACCGCAUCAAGGAGCUGGGGACGCUCAUCCCCAAGUCGAGCGACCCCGUGCGCGAUGCGGCGCAUUGCAGGGACACGCGCUGGAACAAGGGUACCAUCCUCAAGGCGUCCGUCGACUACAUCCGCCGCAUGCAGAAGGAGCAGCAGAGAGCCAAGGAGAUGGAGCUGAGGCAGCGGCGCCUAGAGCACACCAACCGCAGCCUGCUGCUCCGCCUGCAGGAGCUGGAGAUGCAGGCCCAGGCUCACGGCGUGCCCAUCGCUUACUCCGUGCCGCCCGACGUGCCGCCCAUCAAGCGGGAGACGCCGGGCGGCGGCGACGACGGCGCCGCCGCUCGCCGCGACGGCGACUUCUUCCGCUCGGCCCCCGGGUCGUGCGGCGGCGGCCGCGGCACGCCGGACCCCGUCGACGGCACGCCGAGCUUCGGCCCGGCGGCGGCCGGCUGCUGCGGCGGCGGCGGCGGAGACGCGAGGGGAGCGUCGGGCGGCUUCGCGGCGGACGAGCGUCUGCCGGGCGUCUACUCCCCCGAGCCGGACCCGACGUCGCGCCUGGAGGACAUGCUCCUGGAGGACGACUUCUCCGACUCGCUGCUUUCGCCGUUCUCGCCGCGCUCGCUCAGCCGGCAGGGCAGCUUCAGCAUGGACGACGGCUGACGCCGCCGCCGCUAGGCUCCGGCGAUCGACCGUUCCGCCGAGGGCGACUCCCGCCCGCCCCUCCCGAUCGGUCGAUCGCAGCGAAGAUCCUCGGCGAUCGUCGGACAUGCGAGCAACGCGCCGGUGGCUCGAGAGCGUCGCUGUCUUUGUUGUUGUUGGAAUCGCCGCGCUGCCGCCCCCGCUGGUGUAGCCGAGCGCAGUUCGCGUGGACUCGGCGCUCCACGUCCCCUCGCUUCUUUCCACUCGGGAAUCUCCCUCCCCGUUAUUUUAGUGGUUUUGUAAGUAUCGUCACCGCUGUAUUUAUAUUUUUAAGAGGAACUUUCCAGUUGAUAGAAAAUAAGAAACGAACCAGCGUACGUGUUGUGGUUCUGGCUGUGGGGGACGCGGUGGAGAGUCCGGGAGAGAGGGGGAGACGCUCUGACCCUCAAACUCCUGCAUGGCCACACGUGCCCCUCUGACCCCUUUAAACUGCAGUAAACCCCAAGAAAUGCCUUAAACCCUUGAACCCCUAAACAUGCCCUUAAACCCCAACACGCAGCCUUAUGCAGCAACACGUGUACUGAAACUCAGGAUAUGCCUUUAAAAUGUAAUGUGUCAACAGAAAUCUCGGCUGAUGCUAAUAUGCCCUUUAAUGUGCCUUUGAACCGUGUCCCUUUAAACUCGUCCGUGUGCCUUUUAAACCCACCCCAUGCCCCUUUAAACCCAACCGUGCCCCUUUAAACCCAACCGUGCCCCUUUAAACCCACCCCAUGCCACCCCCCGUUGAAGCCGACCGUGUGCCUCUCCCCCCCAGUGGACACGGAUGGCUGAGACCGCUCUUUGUAAAUUCCUCGAAGGUCGUUUUUGCCGGCCCAGUCUGCUGGGCACAGGCGACAUCACGAACCGCGGGCCGCAGAGAUCAGAGGGAGGAACGCCGCCGUGGCCUGGCGGUGGCUCGCUGGCAGAGCCAGCGGCCCGCAACCAGAACGCGGCGAGCUCGCACCCUGGCUGGGGAAGGUUCGACUCGGCCCAUCAUCACCGUCCCUUCGCUGCGUGGUCGAUAAAACGAGUACCGCCAAGUACCACCAUUGUGGGGACGUCAACAGUGGCUGCGCCGUAGAUAGACUCGCCCCUGCCAUAGGAAUGUGGAGUUUCCACCGCUGGAUCUGGAGGGCCGUUAACGGGAGAUGUGCGAGCAGCAGGAGGUGGCUCCGACUCGCGACUCGCGACUCGCGCGCUCCGCCGGUGCGCGUCCCGGGAGUCACGGGAUUCCACCCCCUGAUGUUCACGACGCCGCGAAACUCCUCUUUUCCGCAAUCAUGUGGAGGGGGGGGGGGGCAGUUGGCAGAUAAUAAAUUUUGCGGAUUUGAGUCGUUAUCUCCGUUGUCGUGAUACUCAGCACAAUCGUGGCACGGAUUUCGAGACCGCCUGCACGCGGCCACGUCUCGAAAUGCUGCACAGGACUGUGGGAAGUGGACAUCCUUGGGAAAUGUAUUUGCUCGUUUGAUGUCGAGAGAGGGAGGCAGGCAGCAAUAGGCAGAGGAGGAAGGUCUGGAGCCAGGACUUGAACAGACGCAGGCAGUCGACAGCGCGGGUUGCUGGGAGAAGGCUGGGGGCAGCAGAGGAGAGUGAGCGACCUCCCCUGAGCUUUGACAGAAAGCCUUAGUUCUGGGGCAGAGUAGAGGGGAGCAGAGCGAGAUAAUAGGGGAGAGGCAGGAGUGUACGUGGAGGGGAGUAGAGUGAGAUGAGAGGGGAGAUGUAGGAAGGUCGAGUCCAAGGAGGUUCUUCAAGAUGUUGAUAUUGACUUGGAAUCUAAUUGGCAGCCGAUGGAGGGAUGUGGGGAGAUGCACGUGGGGAGGCGAGGUACGUGGGGAGGCAGUUUUUAGAGACAGUUGCAAUAGUCGAGUCGGCGUGAGUGGAGGUCUCGGUGGCAGCUGGGUGAGGAUCUGAUAGAUGCGGGAGAUUGAGCAGAUGGAGAUGUGAGGCCUGCAGAGAUGACACUCGUGGGACGAGAGAACGAGAGCUCAGGACCCACGCCGAGGGUCCCCUCCGCGUGGGCAUCGUGCCCACCUCCCUCCAGACUCGCAGCCUUCUGUGAGUGCAUCACUUCAGCAGCAUUGGUUUAAAACAGGCAAACUCUUCACCGGAUUACACAUUCAGUAUCUCAGCAGAGCUAGGCCUGCUUGAGCCAAUGCUGGUGAACUGACGGAUAUUUAUCGGCAAGGUCCACACUUUGUGUUAGAUAUGGGUCUUAGUUCGAUGCAAAACACUGCGAUAUACAGCGCAGAAUUGCCAUUGGGGUCGCUGUGGAGAACGCACGCGAGGACAAUCAAAUGAAUGAAUCAGCAGGCAGAUCCGACUGUGGCCGCAUGUCCUGAGUGAAGAUGCGGAUAACAGGAUGAGCUCGGCCGCGGGUAAACGCGAGUUCUCGCAGGCCACGGAUAACGCGGCUUGCAGACCGCCGGGGUCACUGCCCGAGGUUGCGAGCCGCUCGCUGUGCACGUGACCCCAGGCGCCAGCUCCGCAUCCCAACCGGGUGACGAGCGCUGUUCAAUCGCUCAUGGGGAAAGCCGGUGACUCUGUUGGAACGGGCGACGCGAACGUUAGCAUCACGUCCUUAUUCGCUGUGCGGCUGACGAUGUGGACGCCGUGAUGGUCGUGGUGGUUGUGGUGGUUGUGGCGGUGGUGGCGGUGGUGGCGGUGGUGAUGCAGCUGUUGGUUUUGCACAGGCGUUUCGCCACCGUCGGGCUGGAGUGACCACACGAGGGAGAGAGUUUCUGCUAUAAUUAUAAUGAUUUAUGAUUAUUAUCAUAAACGUCUCAAGACGGUGGCGCUGAGAGCUCAAUUCGGCCGAGAUGAGAUGUCGCCGCGCGUGCCGGGCUCGUGUUGCCUGUCGGUGCAAGCGGCGAGGUUCGGGACUUUGCGCGAACGUCGCCGGCGUUGCGCCCGCGGCGUUCAGGGCAGGCGAGGAUGCGCCUUCUGACGCGGCUUGCCGUCGCCAAGAGCUUCGACACAAUGUUUCUUGAACACCAGCUUGAAUUUUUUUAUGGUUAAAGUUAUGUUUUUGUAGCAAAUACUUGAUCUCUUUGCCUGUGGUUUAAUGCUCUAUAUAUUUUUCUCCCUCGCUCUCCAUUUUUAAUAAGAGUAUUUUGUAAAACGUCGUGAUUUUAUUUAAAACGUCGGCCGGGCGUUGUGUGUUGUUGUUGUUGUGUUGGUUGGGGUGUAGCUCCAGGAGGAGGAGUUUGCACAGGCAGACAUCGCCCUGUUGCCCUCCGCAUUGACGCCACCACAGGCGCCUCUAGUCCCACGUGACGGCCACGUGCAAGUUGGAUUUGCUGAUGACCGGAAUGUUGGGAAGGGACAUGCGAUGAAGAUCAUGACGGUGAUCAUGAUGAUUAGGAUAAUCACUGGUGGUGGCAGUGGUGAGGACUAUGACAAUCUGUAAUGAUGAUGAUGGGGUAAUUGUGGGUGGUCGUGGUGAUGAUGAUGAAGCCACUGUUUGGCAGUUUCUCUUUGGGUCUCUGUGUGAGUCCCUGGUUUGUGUGAGUCUAUGUCUCUGUAUGAGUCUGUGUGUCUAUGCGACUAAUGUGACUAUGGGUUCUCUGCGUGAGUGUGUGGGUCUCUGUGAGUCUGUGCGUCUCUUUGUGGGAUCUGAAGCCAAAGGCUUCACACUCUAAUUUCUGACUGAAUCAACCUGCAGACAUCACCACUCCAGCUUGGAAAACUCGGGAGCGGAAUCUAUUGAGUUUUAUAACUGGAACCGGGAUAGGUUUGGCACCGGUCCGGCAAGCAGUAUCUGUGCUCGGGGUGGCAGGAAUCGAUUUUCACCCAGCUCUUGUAUUGAACUUUAUUGCAGUAAACUGCACGGUUUUGUUGAUCGACCUCGUGCUGACCGAGACACGUGCCCAGGUUUGGUCUGUGCAAAACCCGGGCCGGGUGUCGUCGCCUCAACCUGGAGCCGUGACCAGCCCACACCGACCACCAUCACUCCACUCUCCUCCAUGGCCAUGGAAGAGAUGAAAGCGGCGUUGCUGAGCCGUGCUAAGGCAGCAACAACAGCAGUGACAGUGGCAUCACCACUGCCGCCUGUGUUGAGUCGCGUGUUGGUAAAUAAAUACUUUGUGACUUUUCAAGA